Symbiodinium sp. CCMP2456 is the source of this 189-nucleotide messenger RNA. The record is from the annotation of a GenBank genome assembly. NCBI's taxonomy places the organism in Eukaryota, Dinophyceae, Suessiales, Symbiodiniaceae.
GCAUGGGCUGCAUGGGCGGCGGUAUGGGUGGCAUGGGCACCGUCGGCAUGUACAGCAUGCAACCAGGCGGCCUGUCAUCCGAUGCGUACGUAGACAAAAUUCUCCGGCCGCUCGAUGCAGAGCACUACUCGGCUGCAGGCCUCGUGCCGUAUCGCAAGAGACCUGGCGGCGUGGAGUUGCUGCUCGCGC